AUGACGGUUGCGGCCAGCGACACUGCAGACGAAGCGGCUGCACAUCCCGGCCAGCCUCAUGAGCACUACGACCCAGAGCCAGAUCAUGAGUGCUGCGAGAGGGUCGUCAUUAAUAUCUCAGGCUUACGCUUUGAGACACAGCUCAAGACCUUGUCGCAAUUUCCAGAGACGCUCCUUGGUGAUCCCAAGAAACGGAUGAGGUACUUUGACCCCCUCCGGAACGAGUACUUUUUCGACCGCAAUCGACCAAGUUUUGAUGCCAUUCUUUACUAUUACCAAUCUGGUGGGAGGCUGCGCCGACCUGUCAAUGUCACUCUUGAUAUUUUUUCUGAAGAGAUUCGCUUCUAUGAGCUGGGCGAGGAGGCAAUGGAAAUCUUCAGGGAGGAUGAAGGUUUCAUAAGGGAAGAGGAACGCCCUUUGCCAGAGAAUGAGUUUCAGAGACAGGUGUGGCUACUGUUUGAGUACCCUGAGAGUUCAGGUCCAGCUCGAAUCAUUGCCAUCAUCUCUGUUAUGGUAAUUCUCAUCUCUAUCGUUAGCUUCUGCUUAGAAACACUGCCAUUUUUACAAAAUGAAGACGAGGACAUAUACAAUGAUCCCUUUCAAAGCAAUUCCAACAUUACCACGACCUAUGAGACCUCAUCAUAUUUUACUGAUCCUUUUUUUAUCGUGGAAACCCUUUGUAUAAUCUGGUUUUCAUUUGAGUUCCUUGUCAGGUUCUUUGCUUGUCCCAGCAAAGCUGGAUUUUUUGGCAACAUCAUGAACAUUAUUGAUAUUGUGGCAAUUAUUCCUUACUUCAUCACCCUUGGCACAGAACUAGCAGAGAGGCCAGAGGAUAGAGAGGCAGGACAGCAAGCUAUGUCCUUGGCAAUUCUACGGGUCAUUCGCUUAGUUAGAGUGUUUCGCAUUUUUAAACUCUCACGCCACUCCAAGGGGCUACAGAUCUUGGGGCAGACUUUGAAAGCCAGUAUGCGUGAGUUGGGACUCCUGAUUUUCUUUCUCUUCAUUGGUGUCAUCCUUUUCUCUAGUGCUGUUUACUUUGCUGAAGCUGACGAGCCUCGAUCCCAGUUCAGAAGCAUCCCAGAGGCCUUUUGGUGGGCUGUGGUUUCCAUGACGACAGUUGGCUACGGCGACAUGGUCCCGACAACUAUGGGAGGAAAAAUUGUUGGGUCUCUUUGUGCUAUUGCCGGUGUUUUGACCAUUGCACUGCCAGUGCCGGUCAUUGUGUCAAACUUUAACUACUUCUACCACAGAGAGACAGAGGGUGAAGAACAGGCUCAAUAUCUAAAUAUCCCAAGUGUGCCUAAAGCGAGCUCAGUUGAUGACCUGAAGAAGACUGGUCGGAGUGGCAGCGGGUCAACUCUCAGCAAGUCUGACUAUGUGGAGAUUCAGGAGGCUGUCAACCAUAGUGCUGACGAUUUUAGACCAGAGGGGAUAAAAACAGGAAACUGCACUCUAGCCAACACAAAUUAUGUAAACAUCACCAAGAUGCGUACAGAUGUGUAA
This is a messenger RNA of Nerophis lumbriciformis (worm pipefish), 1503 nucleotides long. The record is from RefSeq and is a predicted model, not a curated record. Lineage: Eukaryota; Metazoa; Chordata; Actinopteri; Syngnathiformes; Syngnathidae.